This is a messenger RNA of Prunus armeniaca (apricot), 1188 nucleotides long. The record is from the annotation of a GenBank genome assembly. NCBI's taxonomy places the organism in Eukaryota, Viridiplantae, Streptophyta, Magnoliopsida, Rosales, Rosaceae.
AUGGAGCUCUCAUUUGCUCCCUCAUCUUCUCCACGGUUUCCAGCUCUAACCCCUCAUUGCAAGACCUCCUCUUCUUUUCCUUCAACUUUCGUUAAGCCAACUUCCAAACCCCCCUUUGCUUCUCUCUCAAAAUGCACACAAAACUUGUACUCAAUUGGGCUCUACAGAAGCUCAAAGUCCUUACCCAACUGUCAGAAGAGGAGAAAUUCCAUCUGGGCCUGCAGUAAAGUUGAAGCUGCUGGAUCUGAUCCAGUAUUGACCAGAAUUUCAGAUUUUAAAGAUGCUUGUUGGAGAUUCCUGAGGCCCCAUACCAUACGUGGAACAGUUCUGGGUUCUACUGCUUUGGUGACUAGAGCGUUGAUUGAGAACUCCAAUUUGAUAAAGUGGUCUCUGCUGUUUAAGGCAUUCUCUGGUCUUUUUGCUCUACUAUGUGGGAAUGGUUACAUAGUUGGCAUCAACCAGAUUUACGAUAUCAAAAUUGACAAGGUAAACAAACCUUAUUUACCUAUUGCUGCAGGGGACCUUUCAGUUCAAUCAGCAUGGCUUCUGGUGGUAUUUUUUGUAGUGACUGGCCUGUUGAUUGUCGGAAUGAACUUUGGGCCAUUCAUUACUUCUCUAUAUAGUCUUGGUCUUUUCCUUGGUACCAUAUAUUCUGUUCCUCCGUUUAGAAUGAAGAGAUUUCCUGUUGCAGCAUUUCUUAUAAUUGCUACGGUACGGGGUUUCCUUCUUAAUUUUGGUGUAUAUUAUGCCACUAGAGCUGCCCUUGGGCUUCAAUUUGAGUGGAGCUCGCCCGUGGCUUUUAUCACUACCUUUGUAACAUUAUUUGCUUUGGUUAUUGCCAUAACAAAAGAUCUUCCUGAUGUAGAGGGAGACCGCAAGUUUCAGAUAUCAACAUUUGCAACAAAACUUGGAGUUAGAAAGAUUGCGUUCCUGGGUUCUGGGCUUUUGCUGCUAAACUAUGUUGGUUCUAUAUUCGCAGCUAGUUUCAUGCCUCAGGCAUUCAGGCGUAGCUUAAUGAUACCGACCCAUACAAUUUUGGCACUGAUUUUAAUUUUUCAGACUUGGGUGCUCGAGCAAGCAAAUUACACCAAGGAAGCAAUUGCCGCCUACUACAGAUUUAUUGGAAUCUCUUCUAUGCUGAGUAUAUCAUUUUUCCUUUCAUCUAGCGACUCCCUCAGCAUUUGCUGA